Molecule: messenger RNA, 6816 nt
Organism: Venturia canescens
Lineage: Eukaryota; Metazoa; Arthropoda; Insecta; Hymenoptera; Ichneumonidae
Gene: garz
Product: Sec7 domain-containing protein garz
Exons: 5
Coding region: 341-6214 (1957 amino acids)
Biological process (GO): regulation of ARF protein signal transduction
Molecular function (GO): guanyl-nucleotide exchange factor activity
Source: RefSeq, a predicted model, not a curated record
AAAUAGUGUGAGUGAGACUUCUCGGAUAGAUGUGAGGCGUGUGAGGCACGUACAGUCCCGAGUUGCCGUCGCGUUGGAACUUCAUGUUGCCUGACGUUUAAAGUCCCCUUGGGGUUUUAUCGAACCGUUCGGAUUCGUUGAUAAAAAAAAAAAACAACAUACGGUAUUUGUUUAGAGGGUGAUUUCGGGCAGUAUUGUCAUUACUUUGCAGCCCGUUAGAACGGCGAAAAAGAGAGAUUCAUGACAAUACGUCAAAUACAGGCGAGCAUGUAGUCGCUUGACGGCAGUAGUUUUUAUUUUAAAAGAUUUUUAUACCCGGAAGGAAAGACACUCGAGCACAAUGAUCAGAACGACGUGUCCACUCGGCGGACUCUUCGUCGUCGAGGGUGAAGUUGGACUUCUAAUGACGGCUAUGCGACGAGGGGUACGAUGGUCCUCUCAUUCUCACCAGGAUGAGGAUCAAGAUGUGCUGAUGAAAGGAUUGUCAACAUUGAAGGAAGCUCUUAACGACGCAAGGAACUUGUCCGCUCUAGAGCCAGGUGUCUUUCUUGCCCCAUUCCUCGAAAUUGUCAGAUCCGAAGAAACCACUGGACCUGUCACUAGUCUAGCUCUUUCCGCUGUCAACAAAAUGAUAUCCUAUGGUCUUAUCGAUCACGAGCAUCCAGCGAUUGGUGCUUGUGUCGAGGCGAUUGCAGAUGCAGUAACCCACGCGAGAUUCGUAGGGACAGACGCAUCUGGCGAUGGUGUCGUUCUUAUGAGGAUACUGCAAGUACUACGAGCUCUUGUGCUCUCUCCUGCAGGCGAUCACUUGUCGGAUGAGAGUAUUUGCGAAAUUAUGCUCAGUUGUUUCAGAAUAUGCUUUGAAACUCGUCUCAGCGAAUUACUACGUCGAACAGCGGAGCACUGUUUGCGCGACAUGGUGCACCAUUUGUUUGCGCGCCUCUCUCAGUUCGCAGACGACACUCGGGUAAUUCCGAAUAUGAAGAAAAUGCGAACGAACGGGAUGGAAAAUUCGAGAGGAAAGUUGAGGAAGGGAAAGAACGUUGGAAAGCAAAAGUCGCUGGGUGGUGGGGUUAAUAAACAAACGGUGGAUCAGAACGAUGAAGAGAGUGAGACGCGGCUGUUGAGUCCGGUGGAUCGUGCGCGGGCGGACCAUUUGGCCACAACACCGGUGAUACCAGUCGGUAAUAUCGUGGACAUGCAAGGAUCUUUGGACCACGGAGCUCCUGACAAGCCGAACGAAGAAGAAUCGUCAAAAGUUUCAUCGAGUAACGAUUCGGAAAAGAAACAAACGAGCGAGAACAACGAUGAUAAGAAAAUCGAGGAAAACCCGUCGCAGGGGGCUGCGAAAACGGAGGAAACUUCUGUCGGAGAAUCUUCAACGGUGAAAGAAAAAUUGGCCGAUUCGCAGGAAACGAACAAGCUCGAAGACUCGAAAGCUUCGGACCCUGUUGAGAAAUGCAACAAAAAUAUUGACAAAGAAAUCCAAUCUUCAAAUACGACAGACGAUUCCAAGGAGCCGGUGGACAAAAAGAAAGAUGUUAUAUCCGAGAAAGAGACUGGAGCAACGAGCGACAACGAAAAAGUAAGCGAAAACGUUCAGUCGCCGGUUGGAAGCGUAGAGGACUUGUCGUUGGACGACAAUACGAGUAUAGGAAGCGGUAACAACAACGUUAAAACCCCGAAGAUACCAAUGGACUCGGAAUCCCAAUUAGAAGAAUACGUGAACACUCAAGGCGUCAGAUUUACCCCGCUCCAGCAGUUGUCCCCUUACGGUGCCCUGUGCGUACGUGAAUUAUUUCGUUUUCUCGUUUCACUCUGCAGUCCCCUCGACAAGCAAAACACAGAAAUAAUGAUGCACCUGGGACUGAGUCUUCUGCAAGUCGCUCUCGAGAUAGCCGCUGAUUCGUUGGCUAAUUUUCCUUCUCUACUGUCUCUCGCCAAGGACGAAUUGUGUAGAAAUCUCAUAUUGCAAUUAGGCACCGAUCGACUCUCCAUCCUCGCAGCCGAUCUUCAAGUCUCGUUUUUACUCUUCGAAUCGCAACGCGAACACCUCAAAUUCCAAUUGGAACAUUACAUACUCAAGCUCAUGGAAAUCGUAGAUUCCGAUUCAAACCGAAUAACGUACGAGCAACGGGAACUCGCGCUCGAGGCUAUAGUCCGGAUCUGGCGAGUCCCGGGUCUACCUGCUGAGUUGUAUCUCAAUUACGAUUGUGGCCUCUACUCGACAAACCUUUACGAAGAUCUUAUGAAGUUACUGUCGAAAAACGCGUCCGCCCUGAUGGGUAGCAUGUACAGCAUACAAUUUAUAUCACUCGAGGCUAUAAUAAGUCUGGUCGUCGGAAUCGAAGCCCGUUGCAAAGGUUAUCGGGACUUGUGCAAGCCAUCGAGGCACCAAAAUACCGAACCAUUGCCAACGAGAAGCGAGCUGUUGUCAACGAAAGCCAGCAAGCGAUGGCUCGCCCUCGGUACAGAGAAAUUCAACGAGAACCCACGCGAGGGCAUCGCGAAGCUCACGGAACACGGGCUCCUCAGUACCGUUCCGGGAGGGCCAUCGGAUCCGGAGAAAAUAGCAAAAUUGUUACGGGAAAAUCCGAUGCUUGACAAGAAAGCGAUCGGCGAGUACAUAAGCAGAAAAGAGAACAAAACGAUAUUGAAUUGUUUCGUGCAAAAUUUCGAUUUCCAUAAUACAAGAAUAGAUCAAGCGUUGCGACAAUAUCUCGAAUCAUUCAGGCUCCCGGGCGAAGCACCGGUGAUUUCAUUGUUGCUGGAAAAGUUUGCCGAUCACUGGCACGACAGUAACGGGCGUCCAUUCGCCUCCGCGGACGCUGCCUUCACUCUAGCUUAUGCAGUUAUAAUGCUCAACGUCGAUCAACACAAUUACAAUGCUAAACGCCAGAGUAUUCCAAUGACGGCCGAGGAGUUUAAGAGAAAUUUAAAAAAGGUCGACGGCGGAGCGGAUUUCGAUCAGGAUAUGCUCGACGAGAUUUACACGUCCAUUAAGGGCGAGGAGAUCGUGAUGCCGGCGGAGCAAACGGGCCUCGUGAAAGAAAAUUAUUUGUGGAAAGUUUUGCUUCGCCGUGGUGCAAGUCGCGAGAGUAUUUAUUUGAAAGUUGGAAAUUCCGGGGAGUUCGUUGACAAAGAACUCGCUGAACGUGCCUGGGCGCCGAUAAUAAGCGCUCUGUGUCGCGCUUAUGACAAAGCGCCUGACAGAUCGUUGCAGCGACGAGUCGCACAGACUUUUCUCAGCUGCGCAUCGAUAAGCUCGUAUUACGCCAUGAGCAGCGAUCUCGACACUCUCGUAGUAAGUCUUUGCAAAUUUACAGGUCUGGCAACCGGCGGUGAGCCCGAGCAGAUAGUCCUGCAUCUCGGUGGUAGCGGAAGAUGUCAAUUGGCGGCACGAACCCUCUUCAAAAUAACCCACCUGUACGGGAACGGCUUGAGAUCCUCGUGGAAGAACAUCAUCGAUUCGCUGCAAACUCUUCACAAGGCUCGACUGCUACCGAAGGCGAUGACCGAGGGUGAAGACUUUUUGGAAACCGGCGGCAGAGUAUCUCUCAUAAGAGAACCAACGACUCCGAAAGCGCCUCCCGUUGAGCAGGGAAUAUUAUCCAGUUUGUAUUCUUACAUAGCUCUGGAAACGACGCGACCGCCCCAUCCGGCUGAAGCAAUGACGCGAAAGAGAGCGACCGAUUGCAUUGCUAACUGUUAUCUAAAGCAAAUUAUCGAAGAAAGCAAAUUUUUGGAGGUGGACUCGCUGAGAUCCCUGAUCGGGGCUCUCGUCUCUGUGAAUCCUCACGACGAGGAUAUAUCAGUUUUUAUUCUUGAACUUUUGCUCGACGUGACGAUCCAAAAUCGAGAUCGAGUGAUGUGCGUCUGGCCCAUAGUCCAAGCUCAUUUGGACGGUUUACUGACGACCGCGGCUCGCGAGAACCAUCCGUAUUUGUUGGAAAGAGUAGCGGUUGGGAUGCUCCGGUUGGCGAUAAGAUUAUUGCGAGGAGAGGAAUUCGCUUGGACGGUUUUGCCUCCGCUGAUGCCGAUCACGCUUUUACCGUCAGCUACGACCCCCCCUCUCUCGCGGCAGAUCGCCUACGGCCUAUUUGAACUACUAAAAACGGGGGCUGCCAAUAUUCAUAGCUCCGAAGAUUGGAAAGUCGUGUUUGCUCUUCUCGAGUGUGCGGGUGCUGGCGCGCUGCAGCCGAAACAGCAGCAGAACGCCACCGGGGCUAAUAACAAUGUUAGUAACAAUUCAGCCGAGGAAACCUCGGCUCCGAGCGCGAGAACAUCCGUUUUGGAUCAAAGGCCCGUAUCGCCCAUUCCCGAAUGGGUUCUAGUCUCUCCGACCGGCACAGAAGCUCCUUUACCAGUUGCAGCGGACACGAUAAUACUCGAUCGUGAUUUGCAGCCCCACGAUCCAGUUGCCCUCGCCAAAUGUUGCGAGAGUUUGGUCUUCCUGGUUCGAGACGUCGCUCACGUGACGCCCUUCAACUUCGAGCUUUGCAUCCGCUGCGUCAGGACGUUCGGCGAAGCCGUUUUGCAGAACAACAGCACAACCAAGCGAGGAAGAGUCAACUCUUCGGUCGGCGACACAGCGACGAAUCCGGCUUAUCAACAAGCCCCUCUGCAGUUGCUCGAUCUCAUGCACACCCUGCACACCAGGACCGCUCAGAUAUUCAACUGGUGGGCCGAGGAAAACGGUCAAAAGAGCGACGAGAUUGCCUCCCUCUGGCCGCAAGCUUGGAAGCCUCUGCUCCAGGGGAUCGCUCGCUUGUGCUCCGACUCCAGACGCCCCGUCCGAGCAUCCGCCAUCACUUUUCUCCAAAGCACACUCCUGGCCCACGACUUGGCACAAUUAACAGCCAUCGAGUGGUCCCAGUGCCUCGAGCAAGUCCUGUUCCCCCUGCUCGCCCAACUCCUCGACCCCGUCGCUCCCAACGAUCCAUCCGGUAUCGAGGAGACUCGGGUCCGGGCUGCCAUGCUUUUGUCCAAAGUGUUCCUUCACCAUUUAACGCCCCUGCUCACCCUUCCGGGUUUCCUUCCAUUGUGGCUGACCGUUCUUGACCUACUGAGGGCUUACAUGCACGCCGACAACAGCGAAUUGCUCUUCGAAGCUAUUCCUGAAUCUUUGAAAAACAUGCUCUUGGUCAUGUCCUCGACUAACGUACUGACUCCAACUUCCAGUCUCUGGGAACCCACCUGGCGCACGAUCAAUGCUUUUCUCCCAAACCUACGAAGCGAACUCUUCCCCGAGCCUUCGAACGUCGAGAACAGCCCCAUCAACCAAGCGUCCUCGGAUAGCCGGCCUAAAUCACCACAGGGCCCGGUCAUCAGUCUCGUCGAACAGGAACAACCGGCUUUCCAGAAUUCUAUCGCACCUCAACCGGAAAUACCGAGACAGAGGUUGAACGAUUGCGGGGGUAGUUCUAAUUACAUUCCUAUUAAUAUUACUUCUUGUGCUCCUGAGAUUGGAACGUCGACUGGACUCCCAGCAAUUCCUGUUCUCCUCUCAAACGUUGGAACGCAGGAAGAAACCUCGAGAAGCCAGGAGACAGCGAAUAGUCAAAUUAUGGAUAUCCCAAAACCGGAAGCUCCUCAGGAUGUAACCGAGCCUCGUGUCAUUAGCCUUUUGGGCCAAGAACAACCGUCCUUCACUGGUCAAAUUGCCCUUCAACCGGAAAUGUUCCAAGAAUCAAGCCGGGUUUUAGGAAAUUCAGUCAAUUUUUCUUCGCCGACUGACCACGGUGGGAACUUGAGCUAUCCUAACGCUUCUAGCCUUCCGAGUGAUGUCCUUGAGUCAAAAGAACACCAGCAAGUCGUCAAUCUCUUGAAUCAACCACCGCCAAGCGUUUCCAGCCCCGUUGCCGUUCAGCCAACCGCUCAAUCCUUCGAUUUUUAUCGCAUCGCAGAACACUCUCCUGAUUCAUCGAUAUUGAUGAAGACUCCUGAUCGACAAGCUUGGGAUACCCCCGUGGUUGAAACGCUUCCGGACAACCAGAAGUUUCGGGAUUUGGAAAUUUCCUCCGAAUAUGUCAACGACCCUGUUGCUUCCGAACACUUGACCAAGUCGACAUUUGAGAUUCAAACGGAAGAUUCUAAAGUGUCAACGGUAACGGCGCCAUCCGCAUCAUCAGUGACGACAACGAUGUUCAAUUCAGCGGCGUAUUUCAGCGAGGAUCCAGCCGCCGAUCGUUUGUUCGUUGUGACAAAUCCUUGACGAUUGUACAUUGUAUACCGUGUAUAUUGUAUCAUAUAAAAGUAUAAAAACAAACGAGAAACCAACCAUUGUUAAUUCAAUUUAUAUACUAUAGGUGUGUAACACACGUCCUAUGAAAUCAAUUAACAAAUCUGCUAUGUAUAGUUCACGCGUACGUUAAAAUAAUUAGUCAAUCUGAUGGUUGUGUUGUUAUUGUUACGAUCAUUUGUUUAUUAUCAUGUUUCUUUUUCUUGAGUAAAAAAAACAAAAUUAUGUACGUUAAAACUUAUGAAUGCAUUGUUACACAGUAUGAACAGGAUAAUGGAAAUUAUAAUGAAACGCAUGAAUAUAGAAGAGAGGAAGAAAAAACCUGAAUUUCAAAAAUUAUUAUUCUGUAUAUUUCACAAAACAGCGUAUUUAUCCCACAUUAAUUAAUGAACAAAUAUUUAUCCAUAAAGUAUAACGAAUGAAUUAUAAACUUUUAUUAUAUCAUUGAGGAACACGAAAUUUUUGUAUCCUUCAAGUAGAGGCACUCGUAUUUGGGUUUCUUUUCCUUAUUUUAGGCUCUCCGGAGACUUUGUAAUAAAUGCGAGAUCGUUGAAAUAUAUUUAUUCUUAAAUUCA